AUGGCUUCUGGUACUUCCUGCAACUUUCGAAGAUCUCGACCCCUGAUUCAAGCAAUAUUUACUUCUUUUCCUACGACUCUGCACCACUAUCGCCCUAGUCGGAACCUCACGGAACAGAACUACUACCGUUCAGCGCACGCGUUUUACCGUGACCACGAGGUUGUUGUGUACAAGGAUGGCCUAGUGUAUCCAGCCGUGAAUGGCAACGAUUCAACAAACAGGGCAGUCAUGUAUACCGACUUUAUCAUGCAAAAGUUUGCCCGCGCGUGGAUUGAGAUGAAUAUCUCUGGUAAGGAAGUAAGCUGCAAAACAGGGAAACGAUAUGUGUACACUAUCCCAGAAGGAACUCCAAUUCCCAACCACCUAAUUCUGAUCCAAGAGUGGGACAACUCCAGGUUUUCACUUCAGCCAGCACAUGGCAUACCUCUCACAGGUCGCAGUGUUCAUUCACUCGAAAUCGACGCUGAAGCUAACCCCAUUUUAGAUCUAAACCAAGCGUUGGGCGAGUUCUAUAACAAGCACGCUACCAGGAUGAAAGUUCGCAAGUGGAUUAAAUCGAACCCGUGCCAAAAAGACCUCGAAAGCGAAGCUGAGAAGAAGUGGAUGAAAAGGUGGAUGGGAAUAAGAAACAUCAGACAAGGUCGCUGA
Messenger RNA from Trichoderma gamsii, 648 nucleotides. RefSeq lists its product as hypothetical. The transcript is spliced from 3 exons. The record is from RefSeq and is a predicted model, not a curated record. Bases 1 to 648 code for a protein of 215 amino acids. NCBI's taxonomy places the organism in Eukaryota, Fungi, Ascomycota, Sordariomycetes, Hypocreales, Hypocreaceae.